Molecule: messenger RNA, 26037 nt
Organism: Marmota monax (woodchuck)
Lineage: Eukaryota; Metazoa; Chordata; Mammalia; Rodentia; Sciuridae
Gene: Wwox
Product: WW domain containing oxidoreductase
Exons: 8
Coding region: 134-1405 (423 amino acids)
Molecular function (GO): protein binding
Source: RefSeq, a predicted model, not a curated record
GCUGCGCGGUGCGCAGGCGCGAGCGGUCGGGCCCCGGCGCGCGCGGCGCUCGGUUGAAGCGGGAGUGAGUUCCUGGGAGAGGAGAUCGGCGGCGCGCGAGCGGGCUAGCGGGCUAGCGCCUCCUCUAUCCGCCAUGGCAGCCCUGCGCUACGCGGGCCUGGACGACACGGACAGCGAGGAUGAGCUGCCCCCGGGCUGGGAAGAGAGAACCACCAAGGACGGCUGGGUUUACUAUGCCAAUCACACUGAGGAGAAGACUCAAUGGGAGCAUCCGAAAACUGGAAAAAGAAAACGAGUAGCAGGAGAUUUGCCAUAUGGAUGGGAACAAGAAACCGAUGAGAACGGACAAGUGUUUUUUGUUGACCAUAUAAAUAAAAGAACCACCUACUUGGACCCCAGGCUGGCAUUCACCGUGGAUGAUAAUCCCACGAAGCCGACCAGCAGACAGCGGUACGACGGCAGCACCACGGCCAUGGAGAUCCUGCAGGGCCGUGACUUCAGCGGCAAGGUGGUUGUGGUGACGGGAGCCAACUCAGGAAUAGGGUUUGAAACUGCCAAGUCUUUUGCCCUCCACGGUGCCCACGUGAUCCUGGCCUGCAGGAAUAUGGCGAGAGCCAGCGAGGCCGUGUCACGCAUCUUGGAAGAGUGGCACAAAGCCAAGGUAGAAGCAAUGACCCUGGACCUCGCUCUGCUCCGCAGCGUGCAGCAUUUUGCUGAAGCGUUCAAGGCCAAGAACGUGUCCCUUCACGUGCUCGUGUGCAACGCUGCGGCUUUUGCUCUGCCCUGGAGCCUCACAAAGGAUGGCCUGGAGACCACCUUCCAGGUGAACCACCUGGGGCAUUUCUACCUGGUGCAGCUCCUGCAGGACGUUCUCUGCCGCUCGGCCCCUGCCCGCGUGGUCGUGGUCUCCUCCGAGUCCCAUCGAUUUACGGACAUCAACAAUUCCUCCGGGAAGCUUGACUUCAGCCGCCUCUCCCCAUCAAAGGGCGAGUACUGGGCCAUGCUGGCCUACAACAGAUCCAAACUGUGCAACAUCCUUUUCUCCAACGAGCUGCACCGGCGCCUGUCCCCGCGUGGGGUCACGUCCAACGCGGUGCACCCUGGGAACAUGAUGUACUCCUCCAUCCACCGCCACUGGUGGGUAUACACACUGCUGUUCACCUUGGCGAGGCCGUUCACCAAGUCCAUGGUAAGUCCACGGUUUCUGGCGCCACCAGCACCUCCAGCGUGCCUUCCCUGGAGAUGUCCAGCUGUGCGUAUCCUCCCCUCCUCGCCAUUUGUCCCCAGGAGAAAGUCUGGUCUUUACCUGGGUCAUGUCAUGCCUGAGCUGCCAGCAAGGGCCCAGCACAGGCGGCCUCUCUGUGGCAGGAUGGAGAGAAGAGGUGGUUUCUCAAUGUUGUGCUGAAGGUCUUGAUGGUUUAUUUUGUUUGGAUGUGAUUUCUGUUUUGACUCAAAAAACUUCGAACACCUAUUGUGUUGGGCAUUGCACUUGAGAACUGUGUUUCAUGUUAGAAGGUGAAAAAUGAGGAUUUGUGCUGUGUAGUGGUUCAGGCCUAUAUUCCCAGCUACUAGAGAGGCUGUGGAGGAGGAUCCCAGGUUCAAGGCCAGGCUGGGCAACUUAGUGAGACCCUGUCUCAAAAUGGGAAAAUGCAAAAGGGCUGGAGAUGUAGCUCAGUGUGUGGUGCUUUGUCUAGCAUACAUGAGACCCUGGGCUCGACCCCCAGUAUGUGUAUUUGUCUCUCUUUCAUACACACACACAUAUACACACACACACACGUGCGCACACACACAGGUUUGUGACUAUUGGAUUGGUAGCAGUGUGGUCCCUUUGUGUUCACUGAGAAGCUAUUAUCAGAUAUUCUAAAUUCUUCUUUGAAUGGAGAAGUCGGUGUACCCUCUCCUGGAGAGGCUUCAUGGCUGGAGUGUACUCUAGUCUUUACAUCCCCACACGUGAAUCUUCUUGGAUAAAUCACAUCACCUUGAUAAGAUGUGGAAGUGUUCACAAAAGGAAAUGUGAAGCUUUUAUAUUUUUGAUGGUUGUUUAUCAAUUGUGUCGAGAAACUUCUUCCAUGAACGCAUUUUAAAGGGAAAUAAUUCGAAUGAAUAUAUACUUUACACGAUGUAUUUGGAAGACUACUUUCUAAUCUCCAGACAUUUAACAAUAUUUUCCUAUUAAUAAAUGCUAGUGUUUCCAUUACCCAAACAUAACAUCUACACCACAGAAAUUCCCUGUUCUCCAAACAUGUUUUGGCCUUUGGAAGUGUGUCAGACCAUCAUCUUCCAGUUUAUCUCAGCCUCUGAGUGUGGUCUGCCUCUUUCUGAGGUCGCUCACACCUGCCGUCCUUGCCCUUCAUGUUUGUGGAUGACUUUUAAGAACUACCUGAAUCUCAGGAAUUAUUUAGGAGACAGGAAGUAAGAGAUGCCAGGCCAGGGCUCCACUAGUGAGGCACACCCAGUCCCCAAAUGGGUCUCAAGUAAGACAAAUGCAGUUCAAGUGUGAAUACUUAACAUGCAGAGGGGACGAGGCGAGUAGUUUUCCUGGUCAGGGGGUGGGUGAGUGUGGGGAUUGUAUCUGGAAAGUAAAUGCGUGAAACCGUUCGCACGUGGGUCGCAGGGCUGAGACCUUCUCCCACCAGUUUCCUCUCCAUGAGCCUGUAGGGCUCUCUCCUCCCAAGGCUUUCCUUGACCACAGUGAGGUCUUUUGCUGUUAGGAAUGUGGAUCUCCAGUGGGUGUCAGUGCCCCUCACAGCUGCGGAUGGAUUGUUAGAGUUUGGGUGAGAGAGGAGAGACAUGCUCCUGAUUUUCUGUUGUCCUGUGGCUUCAAGACCAACAGGUGCCCACGGCCAGUCCUCGAUUGUCAUUGGUAAUCCUUGCGUCUUGAGUCUUCUCACUGGAUGUGUUCCUUGGUGGGCGCUCAGGAGCUUACUUCUAUGACAACAAAGAGUUUUGGUUUUGUAGCCUCUUCCAGAAUGUUCCUAAUCAGAGGAUGUGACAGGAAAGACAUGGAGGGGGCUCUGUGUAUGGAAUCGAUGGGGGGUAAUACAACUAGCUCACUUGGUGUGAAUUCCAGAGUGUGGGGAGUGGUCAACAGAAAAGGCAGAAACUGUUAUUCUGUGACCUGAUCCCAGGGUUCAGGGCCCUGGAAAGGGGCAGGGGGAAAAGACAAGUUCUCGUGCAGUCAUGCUGGUCGGUAUCUGUGUUUCUGGGGGUGGGUUGGUUAUUACAUAAUAUCGAAUGUGAACUGUGCCUAGCAAAGUUGGGGGUGAUCGUUGGCUUCUUGGAUCUGCCAGGAAGGGUUCUGUGACGUGCUAGCAAGUCACCUGGAGCAGGCAUCCACAUGGCAUGGUGAGUGUUUGGGUUUGUGGUCAGUGUGGUCAGGAUGUAAGCCAAGUGAGAAACCAGUGUGGAGUUAAACUGAGGCGGGAGCCUUGCCACGUGGGCCAGGAAGAGCACUGAGUGGGGGUGUUCCGUGAGUGCCACUCCCUAUUGCCUGGCCUCUGUGGCUGUCCUCCACCUCCCUGGCCAGUGUGCAGUGGCCUCUUCUGCCCGCUACCCUGAUCCAUCUGGACCCCAGUCACAGAAGCACAGAGACUACUUGUGAGCAGGUUUCAGUGACCAGAGCAAGGCAAGGCUGGGGCCUGAGAGGAAGACCCCAUAGAGCAUCCUGGGUAACAGGUAAAUGGAGUAGCCGCAAGACCCUGGGUGAGAACUGUGUUGGACGUGCACAGAUAACUAGCCCUUGGGAAGAGCUAGAGGAGAGUUGUGACCUCGUGAAAACCCGCAUUCUGUGUCAGUUGCCAGGGGAGCGAUGUACCUAGAAAGACAGCGGUAAGCAGCGCCCUGUACCCAGAAAGGGGUUUGACGUGGCCUCCCAGUGGUGGCAAGAGAAGGAAGUGUUCCCCUGGACAGCUCUCCUGUUAGUGACCCUAAAGUCAAGACCUGGUUCUUGCCUCUGGAUAUGGGGACAGCCUGGACAGUCACUUCAGGUUCAAGCCUGCCUCCUCAUAAACAAAAGGGUGAUGCAUGCCAUUGUGACCAUCGGCCAUGAUGGACAUAACAUCUGUAAGAGUGGACGUAGAAUUUCUGUAGAGACUGUAAUCUGACUAGCAAACAUGAUAGCCACUGGCCAUAUAUGGCUAUCGAGGCUAAUAUAACUGAAUUUUUAAUCUGACUGCACUUUAGUUAAUGUAAGUGGUCAUGAGGGCCCAGUGGCUUCCCUGUUGAGAGCAGAGAUCAAUGAUGUGCCUGGCACAGUGCCUGUUGCAAGUGAUACUUCUCACUGUGUUGGCUGUAAUUAGUUUCUGUGAGCAGUGUCUUGGUCUAGAAUAUUCUCCAAAGUGCAAUUGCUGAUAACAGGACAAGAGUCAGGAGGCCAAAGGACCAGGCAUAGAGGGAGCUGGAGGGCUCUGUUCCUGGGCCUUUGGGAUGGAGGGAGGGAAGGAGUUACUCAUGAGGCAGGAAAGGCAUGUGCAUGGAGGGAGCUUGGUUGGUUGUUCUCCAACCUGCACAUCUGGUCUCCCAGGAAUAUAGUGUUGUGGACAUUCCAUGAGUAAUUGGUAGAACAGCAUCUUUAAUAUUCCACAAGUGGAGUGCCUUAAAUAAGCAUAAAGAUUAGAAAGUUGCAGGAUGUGGAGCCGAGAUUAGAUUCUCAUUAAAAUCCUCCCUAAUGAUACAUUUAUAUUUUUAGGUGCUUAGAGGUAUUUUUGAGCCUUUGAAGUUCCAGUUUAUAAAGAAGUGGGAGGAGGUGGGGCUUGGACUUAUUUCUCAAACUCUGAGCCAGUCCCUUCUCCUUCAUAGACAUCUAGGACUUGGUGACUUCCAGAGUGGCAUCGGCUUGAAUGUAGACUUGGGGUUGGUCAGUUUCAUUGGCAGGAAAAACUAGACUGAUUCCGAGUCACCUGCAUGUGCUCUCCAGUGUGUGUGGCUUGGCCUUCUUUCGGUCACAAUAAGGUAUUUGCUCCUUGGGCGAUGGAUGCACCUCUGCCAUUUUAAUGGCAACAGAUUCUUAGACAUAGACCUUACAGGUGCAGCCCAUGCCCUCCCCACCUGAGGGCUGGACUCCUGAACACAGAGGAAGCUGCAUGGCAGGGAUGUAAUCUCCCCUUUGCCAGGCGUCUGGCGCUGGGUGUUGUGCUUUCUGGCGUCUUCUGCACGUCACCUAGAAAAGUCUUUUCUCUCUACACCAAACUUGCUGGAGUACACACUCCAUUGUGUGAGAUCGAGGAGAAAAGAAAUACAACGUAGCCUUGGGCUGGAGCCCUGGCUUUGCCUAUCCACGAUAGCCGCUUCCGCAACCAUUAAACAGCAGUAUUCUAAUAUCAGCAUCCCUUUUUUAUUUGCUUUGACUUGCUGUGACUGUGGUGAUUUUAGUUACAGUAAUUAGGUCACCCUUCAUGGAGUCAGGCUAUUUUAAGUGCCUCUUUAAGGAAUAUUGUUGCAGAUCAGUAAUUUUACAAUUGGAUGUUCUUGUGCAACUUUAUUAAAUGUAAUCUGUCUUUUAAAUGUUGCCCUUUUACAGUUAUACAUUUCUAAUUGUUGCUGUAAAUGCAUUAUCACUUUGAAAUUAAUUAAUUUUUCCAUUUUGGCCGCCUGCAGUAUAAUAAUCACUAAUGAGAAACUCAUAGGGAUUAAUUCUCAGCACAGCGACCCCUACUGGUAAAGCCACAUCUCUGCUGCCCUCUGACAUCCCGAGGACAGAAGCAGUGUAGGGGGUGGGUGCUGAGGUGGAAGCGCUUAUUUACCCUCCCUCCAACUUUUAAUAAAAUUAAAAUAAUGAGUAAAAAUAGAAAUAGGAUUAUUUUUAAGCAUGGUUCCAAAACAAAAUGCAAAAUUCUUCAAAUAACUAUUCCUGAAGCAUCUUAAAGGAAACUAAACUUGGAUGAGAGCUUUCUCAUAGUGAAGUCACAUCAUGUGUGCACUGUUUGUUUUCCUCUCUCUCUAGCUCCUUCUAUGCAAUGAAAAUACUCUAAAAUCAAAUUUUAUAUAUGUGUUAAUGUGCAUUUUAUCUUAAUAUGUAUAUUGCACUUUUACAGAGAUAUUUCUCUAUGGAUUUUAAUUCACAAAACCUGACUAUGGUAUUAUCAGAUGACAUGAGAGAUUUUCAGGGGUGAUUUUGACCAUUUCAGUUGUUGCCCUGUGUGUGAACUUUGGAAUCCUACUGUUCUUCCAGCUUGGCGGUUUAGGCCACAUAGCAGGAUGCUUGACCAACAACACCGCCCUUCUCAGCUGCUUCUUAACAAGUGUUCCUCAGUGUUAGAAUUAUCAUCUUGUGUGCAUAGAGAGCUUACCCAGCUCUCGAAAAUGGCGUUUCCCCUUCCCACCUUUACCGCCUACCCUGGGUCCAUUUACUGCUGUCUCAUGCACAACGGUGCUGUGCUGUAUGUAUUUCCCUGUGCAGCCACGGUUCCUUUUUAACACGUUCAACAGACAGCACCUUCACGAAGCUCACCCCGCCCCUUUCUCCACAUAAGCAUUUAAUUCUUGUCAACAAUUUCUUGAGCAGAGGUCCCAGGUCCAGGCAAGCCCUUGGCCGACUGGAAGCUGAGCUGCAUCACGUGCUUCUUAGGGUGUUCUGUGCAAUCAAAUAUUUGUGUUGGCAGGUAACAGUAGAAAGACCAUCACGUGUUUGGGUAGCAAGAGCUUAGCAGAUGUUUUAGGGAACUGCAUUUUCGAAUCAUUUUACGUUAAAAAAAAAAAUGGAGAGUUUGUAGAACUUGUAAAAUGAUUGGGUUUCGUUUCCUGUGGCCGUGUAAAGCCGGCCAUUGUGUGAGCUUUAAUAGAUGUGCAGCUCCCCUGCUAAUGGACAGGUCUGCAGAGCUGGUCCUGUUGCAGAGUUAUAAAUUAUAACUGGAAACAGCACUGGAUGCCAUUCUCCUAACCUUCGGAAAGCCAGGCUGGGAAAUUCUGCCCUUGAAUAACCCACAGCAGUGUGAUUUAUCAAUGUGCAACUGAAAACAUAAUGAAUGAGAUAAUAGAUGUUGAUUUGUUCUUUAAAUUAGUAUUUUAGAAAAAUACUUCUCUCCUCACCCCCUUUAAAUACCUGUGGCACCUGUGCUGUAGGGACCAUCAAGGACGAAGCCCCCAGUCAACUCAUAGUGAAUCAACUAUGUAUGAGGUGGAGAGAGCGAGCAGGGCCUGGCUGAUGUUGGGAGAAGGAAACACGGUUCACAAAGUGGAAACUAACUCACUAAUCUGCAUGUUUUGAGGCUCCUGAAUGAGGGUGUAAUGGUCACGUUGCCGUGGCCCGCCAGCCAGUCCAGGUGUGUCAAAACAGCAGACUCCUGGGUCCCAGUGGUGACACGGCCACACGUGAACUUUCCUAUGUUGGCCCCCACAGUGAGCACCUCUUCUCCCCUCCAAGGCCACCUUCCCACAACCUCACACCUUCUCCUGAUUUUUCAGGACUAUCAUCAGGAGUGGUUUUAUUAGUUUUCUCUCAGUUCUGUCCAGAGCUUUAAUGGUUACACUGUUCAGUCCAGAGGCCGAUGGGUAGGGUAGAUUGGAAAAGAGCAAAGGAUUUGGAACCUUAGGCCUGUGUCUAAAACUCAGCCCCUCCCUCCCUUUAUAGCUGUGUAAUUUUGAAAUGACUUAUCCUUUCUGAAGUUAAUUUUCUAUAUCAGUUAAGAUGCUUUGGGUCAUGAGUUAUAACAUCUGCUUAAAGGUGGUUAGAAUAAUAAAGGUUUGGUUUUCUGUUUGUAUUUUGUUGUUAUUGUUUCCACAUAUCUAGAAGCCCUGAGGUGUGUUGGGGCACUCUAUGGGCAGCUCCUUUAUGAGUGCCUUGGUUUUCUCCUCAUGCUUACAAGAUGAUUGCAGCAGCACCUAUCAUUUCAUCCUACAUGACAAAAUCUGAAGGCAAGAUGGUGGGGACAGGUGCCUCCUUGGCUGUUGCCUAGCUUUAUCAAGAAUAUCAUUCUGUCUGAGAACUAUCCUCCCACGGUGACUUUACCUCAGCUCCUGCUGGCCAGAAUUAAGUCACCUGUUCCUGUCCCAGGUGCAGGGAAGGCCAGGAAAGGUAUACCUGGCAGGUUUGAGCCUCUAGGGGAGAGUCAAGCUCAGACGGCAAGGAGGGAGGAUGGGUAGUGGCUUUUGGACAGGCUCUGCUGAAUAGCCAUGCACACAGUUAGCUCCCGUGUGGAGUGGGAGUGCCUUCCAGGUUGGGGUGGCGCGUGAGCAAGUCAGAGGUGAACAGAAGCCACCUGGCCCUCCUGGGCCCGUCAGGGGACGGGCUUCACCUGAAGCCAGCCACCUGCUGUUCCUCCCUGGGGGCUUUGACACUUGCUCUUCAGUCUGGGACACCCUCCUGCCCCACCCUGAGGCUCUCCUCAUCCCCAGACUCAACCCAACAUCACACCUCACCUGGGCAGCUAGGUCUCAGAUUUGUCAAGGCCCUGCAGGAUUGUGCAGUGAAAACCAGUGCCUGGAGUCCUGCUGCCUGAGGGUGCUGUAUGCUCCCUGAGCAGCAUUGAACAGGGCUGCAAUUUUAAGUCACUUCUGUGGUUUUGUACUUAUUGUCUGUCUUCCCCUUAUCUCCACACUACUGUAUCCUGGCUCCUUACAGUAAAUGAAUGAAUAAAAGAUAAUUAGAUGCUUAAUAAUAGAUGGUCAUUCCUGCCUUCCUGGUCCUUAAAACUGGGAUGUUAGAGCUUCCUGAAGGAAAAUGAAAUGAAAAGAAAAUGGCAUCCAGCGUACAGCAUCCAGAACAUGCUAGAUGCUCAGUAAAUACCAGCUGGUCUUGCCUUUGGCUUUAGUGUUUGGAGCUGGCCAGGUACUCAAUAGACAUUCAGUAAGAUCUUAAUCAUCAUCACCACUGUUAUUCUUCAUCUCUCCUAAGGCAUGAUUGACAGAACUUGGACCUGUUGCAGUGCGCUGUGGUGUUUUGAUAUAGUACACACAUUGUGAAAUGGUUACCCCAGCUGAGCUAAUUGACAUUCAUCAUACCACACGGUUUUCACUUUCUUGUUGGGAGAACAUUUAAGAUCUACUAUCUGAGCAGAUUGCAACCAUGUGAUGUGUUACUGCCAACUGUAUUCACCGUCCUGUACAAUGGGUCUCUGGAAGUCAUUCUCUGUUGCUGACAUUGGGACCCUUUGACCAGCGUUCCCCCGCCCUUCUCUCUGCUUCUGCGCAUCCAGCACCACCUUUUGGGGUGCAGACACGAGUGAGGUCCCCAGUGCCUGUCCUCUGCACCUGGCCUCCCUGGCAGGACCAUGGCUACUGCCUGGCCUGCUGCAUCUCUCAGGGUUGCUCAUGGUUGCCUGAGCUCCUCCCAAGGGGGCAGAGUGUCACAGAAGGUGCCGUCCUCCCUGGAGUGUCAUGCCUAAGAACCCCAAGUGAGCACCUUGCAGCUUCUGAGGGCAGGGGCCAGGAUGGCUGUCCUGCUGCCAGCGCGACCCUCCUGGCUUCCUGUGUGCCUGCCAGCGGCAGCCCUCAGCUUGGAGGGGGGAGGCUGGUCCCUUUCUUGUCAAAGACAAAGGACCUUCCUCGAGAGGCAAGAGGCAGUGGCGCCCGAUCCCUGGAGGCUUUCUGCCGGGCUCUGUGGUAUUUCGAGUCUGGCUCAGCCUUUCUUGCUUCAUGAGCACCCAGGAGGGGACCAAGCAACCAGCUGGCCUUAAUAUGGGUGACGAAUUAUUUAAUGAACAUUUAACCAAGAUUUGAAAUUCUGCGCUCUUUUCUUCUGUGGGCCGCUGGCAUUGCGGCUAUGAGCUGCUCCUCAUAGCUCUCUGCAGCUCUUUAGAGAAGGAGUGAGAGUGUGUGUGUGUGUGUGUGUUUAAAGCUAGUGCUGCCUUCUUUGAUCCUCCCCCUUUCAGUUUCCUUUUCUCCAAUUUCAUACUUCUUUCCAACAGCAUUUGGCCUCAGUGCAGUUUAGAUCUUGGAGGCCAGCAUGACUAAAUAGAUGCCAGGAGUUUGUGCUGGUUUUCUGGAACAUUCCUUCUGUGAGCAUUGAUUUCUCUGUCACUCACCAGACAUGUUGAUUCUCCCCCCCCCCCACGGGGUGUAAGGUAAUGUUUUUCUAGCCAACACAAAGUCUCAAGCCCGGAGCUCUGGGUUGGUUGGAACAGGAUUCCCCUGCCAGCCCCUUAUUGCACCAAGAUAAAGGAGUGCUCUGCAGGGAACUGAAGACGUGUUUCCAGGAGGCUGAGGCCAGCUCUAUGCUGGGGGUGGUGGUGGUUACGUCCCCUCAUCUAGAGGAAGGUCAGAGUUUGCUCUGAUUAAACAACUGUGUGUCUCUGAGCAAGUCCCCCAGCCUCUCGGACUUCAUUUUCUUAGUUGCAAAAUGAGUCAGUUAACCAAGAUCAGUGUCCUGUUGGUUUGUAAAAAUACUUUAAUUUGCAAGGAGGUAAGAAAGACUAACACAGCCUUGUCGUGACCACUGAGUGAAAAGCAGGCUCACGCCCUCGGACCUUUCCCCUGACUACAGGGAAGUGCUAGAAUUGGGGUGCCAGAGAGUGUAGGCCGGACACCACUGAUAGGCGAAGCAGUCUUCCUCAGCCCUGGGUCACUGAAGGGAAAACCCAUCUUAGCACUGUUGCUUUUCUGUGGGAAACGGUGGCCUUAUACCUGGGAAUGACUGGCCCACAAAUUACGCGCAGUUCCUCUUUGCAUCGUUUGCAUCCCAGGUUCCAAACCCUCACUGACCCUCAGAGCACAGGUGAUCUCCUGAGUGCAGAUGCACCACAGAGGGGCGGGAAGGGAGCACAGUGACCUGGUGUCAGAAUUGUUUUGUCUCACAGCAAUUAUUUCAGCCAGUGGCACCUUUAAAGAUAAGACAGCUUAUCUACAUUCAGGGAGGAUUGGGACCAAGAGGGGAAACUCUGGAAGCAGGGUUCCACGCCAAUAAAUUCAUGUAUGCACCACAAAAAGUUUGAUCUUAUGUCUUUUUGAUGUGUGUCCAUGUGUUUGUCCACCUGUCAGUCUGUCUGUCCAUCCAACCAUCCAACCAUCCAACCAACCUACGAAUACUUCUGAUCAUCUAGCGCAUGCCUGGAAUGCUGUUAGGUGCACAAGACUGAGCAGGGUCCAUGUUCUCGCAACACCAUGUGCGGGAGAGAAGCAGUAGCAUGGAAAUGAGGGAGGGAACCUCUUGGGGUUCAGACUGGAGGUACCUUUAAUUAAUUUGAGGAUUUUUUUUUUUAACCAGUUCAUCUUCAAGGAAGAAAUUAUCAGCUUCUGGUAGAAAACACAGCGAGCCAGGGAGUAGCCCGUCGUGCUUGGCAGACCUCCCUUGAUUUGCGUGGGCAAAUGCAGCAGCAGAGUCAAAUGGGAGGUUUUCUGUAUGUGGACUAGUAACUCUCUUUAUUCUCUUGUUUCGGACCUGCCAGAGAGGCCGAGGGUAAAGUAGAAAUGCAGAUGGCCUGGGUGUCUUCUUCCUCCUCAAUAUGAUAAAAAGGUGUCGGGAAGGAUCAUCCAUAAAUCUGGUUAGAAAAUGCUAAGUUUGCUGUGCGACGGUCCCCAGGUGGGUACAGCAUGGCUGAGGCCAGGUAGCAGAGAGCACUUUGUCAUCCAUAAAGCACUUUCGCACCUCAGAGGGAGGUGAUCCACAGUGAGGGCCCUGGAGUGGGGAGUUCUGACCUAGUGUUGCCUCUUCCCUGCGCCCAGUCCCCACCCAGGUGGGCAGUAGCUGACCUGACAGCAAAGCAGGUAAGGCUCAGAGCCAAACCCAGGGUGGCAGCCAGGCCAGAGUCUCCUCGAGGCCCAGCUCCCUGUGGCCCAGUAGAUUGGGGACUUUGGCUCCCCACUGGGGUUUGUGCCACUUAGGCCUCUGCAACAUGGCAGCUGGCCCAUGGAAGCCAGGACAGGAAGAGCGUGCACAGGGAGGUGGAAGUCACAGUCCUCUGUAACCUAGCCACCAAGGUGAUAUCUUACUGCUGUUACCCUAUCCUCAUUUUGCCGGGUCCAGUGGGUGUCUCUGUGUUCUUCGGAUCUGCCUUCUCUCUGGGCUGAGAGGUGUGGAAAGCACCUUUUUUCCCUUUAUGUAUUUAUGCAUUUCUGCCUCAUGAUGGGAGCUAAGAUUUAGUCCUUUAAUAAGAAAGCUUAUGAAGAGAAUAAAGAAGCAUGUGGAUCAUUUCCUAAAGUCAAGUAUUUGUUUUCAUGCUGCUUUGGUAGAGGGGGCCCGUGUUAAUAGAUGGCCCACAUUUUCUUUUUAAAGAAACUUCUAUUGCCGAGAUUGGAGUUGAGUUCUAAAAAUUGGCCAGAAACCCUGAACUUUUUUUGUUUUGAGCCGUAAAAUUAGAUAAGGUUCACCAAUCAUUCCAAAGCCUGCAUAGCAUACUAUUCUGCUCAUUCAGACGAUGUGUAAUCUAUAGGAUUUGUGGUGGUUGUUGUUUUGGGGUUUGCUUUUUGAAAAUAGAAACCUUUAUUUUUUCUUUUCUUUGGAAAAUAUAGUAGACAUUGAUUUUAAGUAGGAAAGUUUGGGUUUCAUGUCAUAAAAUCAGCCCUGUUAAAACAUAUAAUAAAAUACUUAGCAAUAUUCAAAUUUCCCCUGUGAAAUAUCACACUCUUUCACUGAGCUGGACGUUUUGCUUCUUUACAUCCCACCUUGUGUGGAAUCCACACCACUUUAAACAGUUCAUUCUUGAGUUUCAUAUGAUGGCCUCUUUAAUCAUUUACAUUUGAAAAAAAAGAAAGUGAAAUAUUCUUUAAGAAGCCAAAGUAAUCCAUGAGAAUAUAUGGUGUUUGUUCAGCUGGAUAUCUUAUUUAUUUGAAGUCCUGAAAGAAAUCUCUUUUGACUGCUCAAAAAAGGGAAGGAUAAACAGUAAGAGUGUCCAAGUAAUCUGAGCUAGAAAGUUCCUUCUUUCAGAGAAAAGUUAUAAAAAGUAUAUUUGCUAGAUCCAAAAAAAAUACUGUACAUCAACUACUGAGACCUGCAUGUUUUCUUAGUAUUCUCACUCCUUAGAAGAAAAAGAAAAAAAAAAACCCUGUAAAAUCUGGGGACUUUAAUAUUGUUGAUAUUUUAAUAUUCCUAGGCAGGUGAACACAGUGUCUUUUUCUUAGGAUUCAGUCUCUUCUGCUGGCUUUUGUGUGUGUGAAGUGUCAUUGUCACUUUGUUGAUCCUUUAUAACCACAAGUAAUGGAAUCAGCAUGGCUGAAAACUCAACAGUAACCCUGAGCAAAUUUUCUAUAAGGAAGGCAUUAAGAAGAUGUUUAAAAGAAAAUAAAUACAAUAUAUUUCAAAAAAAUUAGAUUCUGGAGUCUACCCAGUAAUGAAAAUAAUAUAGCUUUCUUCUCAUUUCUGUUCUUUCCAUUUCAAGCAUGUGGAAGAUUUCUGAUGGCUGGAAAGGAGGGGCACACUGGUCUCCUCUAUCCUGAAUCUGGAGGGGUCUUUCUGUGGUGCAGACGCUCCUGGCUGCCCUUGGGCUUGUGUAUGGUAUCUUCCAGUAGCACUUUGUCUCAUUGCCAGGCAAAAGGCUCUGUUGGGGUCAUAGCUGACCCCAGGGUGAGGACCUUUUUUGACUUCAAGCCAAACAUUUUUUAAAAGUUGAUAAAUGAAACUCACCUUUGGCCAGCCUGCCUGGCCCUGGGGAUGCCCCAGGUUGGACGGUAAGGGGAACAUUUGAAAUGUGUUUGGCACAGCGUGGGGGACAUACUGAACCUCCCUGAGUGCAGGCUGUGUGGUUCCAGAGGAUGGGGGACACCCAGCAGUGACAGCAGUGGGGCCACAUUUAUUAGUACGGACGGUGCCAGGCCUGCUCAUGGGGCCUUUCUGGUGUCAGCCCACUGGUCAGGACUAGGAGGGGAGCUGAGCUCAGUGUGGAGAAAGGCCACCUGUGGGCUUGGAGGGGAAGGAGCCAGGUGCCAGAGGAAUGCUAGCGCUUCCUUCUGGUGUCCCUGCCCUCAUGGCAAGCCUCCCUAGCUCUCCAGGCCAAGUAUUUUCUUUUUCUCUAGACAAAGGAGAAAAGAGCUGCCACAUCUUUGUGUCUUUAGGGGUUGAGGCACAGUCCUUACCCUGUGGCAAGUUUUGAACUCAAGAAAAACUCAUCUCCUUCAUCCCCCGCCAAUUACUAUGAAUGUUUCUAAAAUCUGACUGUCAAGGAGUAGAGAACAGCUGUAGCAAGGAUAGUAUCUGUCACGUGAUCCCAGAUCAUAUGCAGCUGGGCCCCUGCAGGUUCAAAACACCCUCUAGUCCUGAGCUCCCAGGAUACCCCAAGGAACUGCCAUAAUCCCUUUUAUGAUAAACACAUGAGAACAUGACAUAUUUCUGGAUCUUAUAAUUCGACUUGGUCCAUUUCCAGGCCAUAUUAAUUCUUAUGCGUUCCCUGCCCACUUUCUUCAGUUUCUAGUGACUCUCAAACAUUUAUUCACCCUGUGCUCUGCUUGUCCUUCCUUUAAGUUGCCUUAGAUCCUGUUUUUGGAAGCAGGUCAAGUCUGAAUUAAUAAAGUGAUUUAGGUUAAGUACUGGCCUAUCCCUCAGAAUCUCUUAACACCAUACCAAAGUAACUUUCUCAUGGUCUGUGCUUUUGGACAUAUUUCUAUAUCAUCCAUACUCAACAAGAGAUUAUGCAACACCUUUUGAAUAAGUGAAUAUUCUAAUAAAACCAUUCUUAUCUUUAGAAUUUUAGAAAGCUCUUAAAAACUUGUUUCCUUCAUGUUUCACAGAAUGCCAGUUACUUUUAUCGCUCUCUAGCGACAUGCCAGAGCCCAGACGGUGAAUCAGUGACCUGUAUGACUGUGUGUGCAUGUGUUCACACAACACAGUUCCUCAGGACUCUGGUAAAUACAUAUGUAUCCCUCCUUUGAUCUUUUUUUUUCCCCUUUCUCUACUAUUCCUUUUCCCCUGCGUCCAUGAUUGUUUCUCAGUGAACUAUGUUUUCAAUGUAUCUUCAUGAAAUUUUAUUUUUCAUUCAGCUCACUUAAGCUGGUUUAUAAAGAUUACCUAGCAAUGACAAUGCAGAUGGCUGUUUGUAGACAGUAAGUAUCAAUAAAUGGAACUUCUUUUUUUAAAGUUGUGUCCUAGAGAUGGCACCUGUGCUUAGGAAAUCUGUCUAGGGUAGGAAGAGUCAAGCCAGCCAUUUCAGCCUUGCCAUUUUGAUCCUAAAGAUUUUUUUAACUGUAUAUUUAUGAAUAAAACAUUUUAAUCAGAACUAUAUCAACACUGAUCAAUUUUUCUGUUGGUGGUUUGAUGCAGGGUGAAUUCCAUUAGGACAAUUAAAUACAUAAUCCAGUUUUUAAAUAGUACAAAGACAGUUAAGCUCUUUUCUUUUAAUUGAAAUCCCAUUCUCCAUCACCACUCUUUCCAUAUGUAUCACGAGGUGGAGAUUUAGUUCAUUUCUGUUUUGUACCUGGCAACAUUUGCAACUGUUUCUAUUGUGAGUUUUGUGUCCAUUAUUUUCAUCAAGUUCACACUUUUAGAUGCGCAAAUCUACAUUUUACCAAAUUUUCGUGAUGGUAAUUUCAACCCUAAAGAUAUGUUAUUAAUUUGAUAAUGGGUCUCUUUACUUCUUAGCUAAUGCCUGAGAAAUCCCUGAGCGUGUCCACUCCAGAAUUCUGGAAUUCCUCAUUUACCCAGGAUUGGCUCUGAGCAUGUCGCCACUUAAUUCUUCCCCCAACUUCCAGGGUCUUAGAUGACUUUGGAAGUGCUCUCCUUUCUCUGCUGUGGCUAGGGCACAUGAUAAUGACAGACCAAGACAUUCUGUGUUGCUCUGGAAAGCUGUCUUUCAAACUGUUUGACCACUUCUGAGGUUUGCUUACGCUGGAACUGAGUGCGUAUGUACUCACGCACGUUUGUAUGUCAAAGUCUGAGACAAAUGUUCUGUGGAGCCAUACUCUUCACCAUGACAGUGUCCUCUAUUGUGUUUUUUCUUGGUCCUUUUUUGUUCUUGCUGACUGUGACCCAAGUCUCAGUGCACCUCUGGUUUCACUGCACAAGGCACCGCGGUCGGUCCAUUGAGGGUGGCUGCUCUAGAGCUGCUUGAUCUGCCACCAUCUGAGAACCCUUCUCUGAGUGCCUGGUCUGUCAAGUGCUGUCUCCAGGGCAAAGAGAGCCAAGCACAUUCCUCAUCCCAUGGGAGCUCACAGAGGUAGCCGAGUGGCAGUGGAUGAAGCGGGAAUAAGAAUGGUCACAUGAAGUUGCAGAAUGGCACUGACAUCUCUACUGUGACUUGAAGAAUAUGUUGGAGUGAACAUGUACAGCCAGUAAAAGAGGAUUUUAGGUGCACUUUGCCCCAGUGGUAGGAUGGGGACUAGGACUAGGGAUAAAGCUCAAGGGGCACUAACUCCAGUGAUCAAGAUGAUCAGUAUUUUUAAAAAUCAAAAUGAAUGCAAAAAUUCACGAUGAACAAAAUUUCAAAUUUGAUUGAAGACAGAAUCCGUAUUAUAGGAAGGGCUCAAGUAAUGCACAUGAAUUUGAGGUUCAAGGUGGUGGAGGGUAAAAAAGGCCGCCCAAAGACCUUGCAGAGGAUUCUGUACCUAGCAUUGUACAUUGAAGUCAAUGAUGAUGAUGAUGAUGAUGAAGAGGAUGAGGGUGGGGUAAAGCAGUUUCUGUAUGCCAGGGCUUGUGCCAUGCACCUGUGUAUGUCUCACCUGAGUUCUUUGGGAGUGUUGUUCUGUUAUUAUCAAGGAAGCUUGGAGGCAAUGAAGAACUUGCCCAAGGCCACAAACUCAAGGCAGUGGAGGUGAAUUCAAGCCCCUUCCUGUUGACUGGAGCAUCCAGCUCUAAAUCCUUCCACCCACAACCUCUGCUGGCUCAGGCUGUGUCGGGCCUCUGAGAGGAAGGGGAGUAGGGAAGAGGAAUGUGGAGGUGACCGGAAAUGCUGCAAGUCUGCACCUAGACAGUACCGAAGGCCCAGAGGCAGGAGACAUGAUACCGAAGUUGUAGAAACUUUUAAAGUGUGGACUGAGUAGGGAAGAUAAAUGGGUAGGGGUACACAUAGGAUAUGUAAAUUUUGGGAUGGAUUUAUUGAUACACGUGUGCAUGUGUGGAUCAAUAAGGAAAAUAUAUGACAUUUUAAAUAUUAUUUCGGCUUAACAAAUUAUUAUCUUCCGUUCAUUAAGUAGUAGCAUUACAUUUUUGCCUUAGGGAUGUUUGAUAAAGAUAGUAUGGAAUAAUAUCUUAACAUAACAAAAUAUGUUUUUUCUGAUGGGUACAUUGUCUAUUUCUAUAAACAAGUCCUCAAACUGUGACUGUGGCAUCUUUGACAUAUCUCGAUGCAUCUUUCUAUUGAUGACACUUAACUAAUGAUGUAAGACAUUCUUAAAAGAGAAUAUGUAGAAUGUCUAUGUGUCACUUCCAUAUUAUCUAUAAAAGUUAUCAUGCCUACUCAUUAUUUAAAUAGUGGUGGUUUUAGUGAAUACCAACAUUAACAGACCAUGUUAAAAUGAUUUUAAAUUCAUAAGGAAAUCCUCAAUGCCAUAGGAUUGUGGAACUAUCCAGUUAGCACACUGAUAGCUCUUUAGAAGAGUUACAGUCUUUGGAGGGAAGAGUUUUGUCUUCUGUGGGAUGGCAGCAUUUCUUCAAGUGCCACCUGAGUCAGGGCUACUGGAGCGAUGGUUUAUGUGAAGUGGAAGUGUCUGCAGUGUAUGCCCGUCCUGUGAUUUCAACCUGCUGGGCAUGGAAGGAUGUCUGUAUGCUCAGGCCGACUGGUGCUUCUGCACUCUUGUUUGUUGCUGUUGUGCUCAUUAAUGACCUUUCUGGGGGCCUUUCUCAGGUCUCAUGUCACAGCUCUUCCAGAACGGGCUUAUCCAGGAGCAGCUAAAGCCCCCCUGCAAAUAAGCCCUUUUACUACUUGGAGUAAAAAAGCUCUUUUGUCCAGUCCAGGUUUGCUACUUGUCCUCUUGGCUCCUGGACUAUAAGUCUUUGGUGACAGGGCUUCACUAAGGAGGUGUCACUUCAUGGCUCAUGUGUAUGUCCUGAACCAGUGAUGUGAAUUCUGCCAAAGCUGGUGGGUGGAGAUGCAUGAAUUCUGUUUCUUGAUUUAAUUUUUUUUUUCUUUUACAUGCAAACAUAUUUAUUCCCGUGCUUCAGGCUUUCUUUUGGAAAAUCUUAAUAGCAGUCAUGGGGCCCACAGGAGCACACAUGAACAUAAUCCAGAAGGUAGCAGCUUCUGCUGAACAUAAGAACCUCUCUGGUCUUUGUGCUGGAAUCCGCGUCUGCUUGCCUCCCAGAUGUGAUGGAGCAUAACCUCACCUGGCCAACCUCGACAUGCUCUGCUUAUUAUCACACCCUUCCCUGUUCAUGCCAAUCAACUGUCUAUUUUUUUGGGCAUAGCCCAAAAUAAACAUUUAUUCUAUUAUUGCAUAUUUAUAACAUGUGUAGUCAUUUUAAAUUAUUAUGCAGCAUGUGAAGAAUAAACAAUGUAAAUUUGCUAAUUUUAGCAUUGAUACUAGGGAAACCAAUCUGAAAUUUAAAACUAUAUGUGUCUAUAUAUAUUUAUACAUGUGUACCUACACAGAACCAUGUGCAUAAAGUCCCACAAGUACCAGGGGAUGCCCAUAGGUGGCACCAGGCUGCAUCUCAAUGUGGGUUUGGGGUGGAAUUAGCUUAUAGAUGUCCAGUGGAGGGCCUGGGGGGAUGGCAUGAUUAGUAUGUCCUUACUGGGAUUGGGGAGGGAAAAAAAGCAGCCUUCUUUUCCAACAAUUUCUGUUCAUGUCAUCUCAGCAUUUAAUUGACUUCACUUGCAUGAUCACUUGAAUUUUCCCAGGUUAGCUGCCCUAUUCAUCAUAACCUAGAAGGGUAUAUAGGUACACUAAUGGAUCACAGGGUCUAAACGGAGGAUAGCAGGUGACUCAGGAAGAGCCAAGCCUCAUGUGCCCUGCGUGGCAUGAUGAACUGAGGCUUCCUUUCACUAGCUCAUGUGACCACAGUUGCCUUCACUUUAGAGGUCAUUGUGGCCAAGGUCAUUAGUUUAGAGUAAGAAACCAAACCCAGAAAUCUGAAGAGACGGUUUCAAGUUUAUGCUGCAAGACAGCAAGGUAGUGCCCUUUUCUGUAGCCCAAGCGACUUUGAGCUUCUUUUCUACUUUAAUAGACAUGGCAUAUAAGCAUUGGUGGGUUGUCUGUCCUGCUGAGUGGGAAGGGCUGUGAGGGGUGGUCGGGCCUCUCAGCUUGGAGCUUCCUCCUUUUCAUGCCGUUCAUCCUGCUCCUCCUAACCAACCAUUGAGGUCCUGUGUGGCUUCUGCUAGUUCACCAAUUCAUGCUUUUCUUGUAUUUUUUUGAACGAUGCCCCUGUGCGUCUCUGAGGUGUGUGGAUUAAGUGUACGCUCUCAGGCAUCGAGGGCUUUUCCUGUGGCAGAAUUUACUUUCUGAUCUUGUGUACACCAUUGCUUAUGUUUGCCAACGAAUGUUCUUGGAAAUCAUCUUCUAGUUUCAGUGCAGUUAAGUAUUUACAAAUAAGAACGGUGACAUGUUUGCGUUCCCAUUCAGCCUGAAGGCUUGCUUGAUGUUGCAAAUGAAAAAUUGCUUGAUUCGGUUUGGAAAUCCCAAGAAGUUAUGCGUGACAGGCUCAAGAGGGACUCUCUCCCCCAAAACCUAGGUCCAUGGCUAGGGCCUUCUCAGUUGGUUUCAGAACAUCCCAGGGCCAUGUGUAAUUAGCUUGUUCUUAAUUUGCCUUCUUUGUUAAUUAACUAACCCCAAGUCUGGGUGCAUAAUAACUGGGUUAUUUCUUUAGGGGCCUUAGUUGUCUAGUUCUAGAAGUAAUGUUCAUCUUGAAAGUCUUUACCUCUCAGUUUCAGUAGUUUUUGCUAUCCAAGACAAAAAAGCCACAACUCUAAACAGAGUCAAUAGUGAGGCUCCAUGGGAAAUGUGCUGGGGAUGGGUGGAUGGUAGAGCUCACCGUUGCCUAGGUAGAUUUUCAGUAUUUCAGGUGUCUGCCUGUCUGUAUGCGUGUUUUCAUUGACAUACACAGUUGGGGAAGUACAAGAAAGCAACAAAAACUACUUUGCAAGAUAGAGAAAUACCUAAUGGCUUCUUUUUAUGUAAAUCCAACAUAAUUUUCUCUUAGAAGAAUACUAAAUAUACACAUUGGCUCUCUCUUCCCACUCUGAAUUAAUUGAGUGUGGUCGCUGCUUUAAGGUGCUCGGCUAGAAACCACCAGCUUGCAGGCUCCAUGCUCACAUGAUGUACCCAGAGUUAAACACAGAGAUGCCCUAGUCUGGAGGUGACAGAACAUUCAUAACAUCUGGCCGCGAGCUUCCCAGGAAGUAGCCCCUCAGCAGGCCACAUUUCUCUAGUGUUCAUAAAACCAAAUCCACCCAUCAGCUUACUCUGUGGGUGCUGGGGGUUUUGCUGAUGUUUUUAAAAUGAGGGCUAGUUUAUUAGUAGUAUAUUGAGGAUAUUUUAGUCUAUACUUUGGGGCAUGGUUUUAAACUACAGCAUUUUCAGCAAGAAUUAAGCUGAGUCCAUUAUUUCCCUGGGAGUCACUUUACCGCCUUGACUUUGGUCUCUCUCUGCUGGCAUUUAGAGCAUUCAUUAUGACUUAUAUGAAUUCUUUCUGGCUUUUCAUACAGAGAGCUGGGAUGAAAAUGGGGGUCUACUUAUAGCAAAGUGGAAUUGGAAUGCAUGGGCCAGGUGAGUGUCAGUCAGUACCCAAGGAAGCAAAAGCUGUCCAGGAAAUCUGAAGUUCGUCUUUGAGUCUUCUGUUUGUCCUGAAGAAGCUGGCUAAGGGCAAAUGCAAAGAAUCCCAAAUAGCAUUUCCAUGCCUUUCAGUAGGUUCUGGGUAAUCAGUUUGUAAUGUGCCUCUAACUGCACAGGACUGGCUUAUAAGUCUCAUUCACUCCCACACUGAGUUUGAGCCACAGUCACAGAUUGAGUCAUCCUUAGAACUGUAUGGAUUCACAAUGAGUUCACGUGGCUUUUUCAUUAAAAUUGCAUUGAAAACCGCAACCAUGUUUUAGAAUAGCUCAGUCUGUUUUGUUCUCCUCUGAGCAUCCUUUGGAUCAUUUUUAGAGUUCCCCGGGGAGUACAGAAUGGUAGAGAAGAAGCAUUUGAGUUGGCAGGCCAAAGGUUCAGGAUUUUUUUUUUUUUAAUAUUGUCAUUGCCUUUUCCUUCCCACAGGAACUAGUGAGUUUGAAUUUUUGUUGUCCAUUUUAUAGUGGAGGAAGUCGAAGCUCUGGGUGAGUGGCCUUGGUCACAUAGCUUGUAGGUAGAACUGCCGACCAUGAGACUCGAAUGCCUGUGCCCUGCCACGGUACCUCCCUGCUUCUCCAAGCACUUCCUCCCAAUGCAUGCCGGGGCUUCUGCGGGCUCUAUCCCUGACUGAGGUCUCAGCAUGCAGUGGUGGCCUGGCCUCAUGAGCAGACACGACAUUAUGCUGGAAGGCGCUAGCCUGCUCCUCUGGGAUCUGGGAGCCUUUGUGGUCAGGAGUAAGAAGGGAGCACAUUGUCAGGGUGGGUCCAAUCUUGCCUUUUGGGACCCACGACGUGAGUCCUGGAAGGAAUCGAGGAAUGGAGGUAUUCCUGGGCUCCCGUUUCUGGCAUUCAUGACUUCCUUGGGACAGGUCACGUUUCAUAUGUUCCGUAGUCGUUGUCAAUUAAAUUUUUAACUUAUCUUUCAGUAUAUUCUUUGCCCAUUUCUCUCCUUUCCUCCCCAAAUACUCAUGCUUCAGGUGCACAGAUUUCUUCAGCCCUGACUGAAUAGGCCAGAGAACAGCAGCUGUCCUACAACUGCUUUCUCCUUUUGAGGGACAUCCUCUUGAGAAACUCAGGUUUGCAGUUUGUAAGAAAGAAAAUCGGUGUGGCCUAUGGUACAUGUGUCCAGUGACCUGCUAUGUCUUUAUUUUUGAAGAGUAGACCUGACCUCUUAAGUGUGAGAUGUGAUAGGUCCUGGACUUAUCCAGGUGGCAUAGCAAGGCUUGGAUCUAUGGUUGGGAGUGGAUCCCUAAGGAAUUCUGCUGAUGGUAAAUAUUAAACGGAUGCUUUGUUUCAGCUUUUAACAUACUCUAUCACUGAGGGAAUAUCACUUGCUUCUCACUGUAAGUUUGGAAGUAGUUUCCUUGGAGGAUGAAGCUCGGGAAAUAGGGCCUCUGGUUGGCAAGGGGAAUCCAAGUAUUGCUGAUCUUUUACCCAUCCUUGCCACAGGUAGUUUCUGCUUUAGUAGUGGACGUCCACCCUUGUUGGUGCUUAUCAAAUCAUCCAGUCAUUGCUAGAAGCUUGGUGCGAUCACAUAGGUGCAGAAUUCCAUGUUUGAAUUUUUUUUUUAAAAAAGGGAGAAUCAAGUGAUGCCUGGGUUCAUGUUCCAGUAUCCAUGAAGGCUCACCCUAACUUUCACAAACAUUUCUCUUAACAUGAGAGCCCACCAGCCAAGGUCUGGAUUCUCCUGGGUGUGCCAUGUUGCACACAGGCCCUCCUGGAUGCCUGCUGUUCUUGUGUGGCCACGUAACCAAACAAGGAGCCAGGGGUAAAGGCUGGAACGAACACAGGGAAGGGCCUGUACACAGAGGGGGGCAUAGCUGGAGAAAGCAGAGAACUCUGGGUUCCAGAGACCCUUCCUUACCAGCAGUGGUGUGGUAAGGAUCUGGGUGGGACCCCAGAUCUCAUGGAAGAUGUGGAGGAAGCCACAUAGGCCCUCCGCAAGGAUCCCCACUCGGGUGCAUCUAAGCCAAUGGCAGCGCAGCAGCCAGGGCCAGCGGUUGUUUCAGGGCAAAGCUGUUUUCACGAUCACAGCCGCUCACAGUCCAAAACCCCUCAGAGUUCAUGCCUCAGUACCUUCAAUGUGCCCCAUGUAAAAAUACACUGUGAGUCGAUUGGACAUGCCCCAUGAAUUAUCCUGUAUUUAUUAUCGAGGAACCCUCCCUUUCUCCGUCAUGCUUUAGAAUUAUGUGCUGGAGCAGUUUUUAAUACUCUAUUUAUUUUAGGGGAGGAAAAUGUUUUUCUUUAACCACAACAUUCAUGCAAUACCAACUGCUGGCAGUUUCCCCGGCAUUUAAGGAAAUAUUGUUGUAAGACUUUUAUGUUCCGUACUUCAAUCAGCCACAGCCAGCAGUAUCCCAAUAGAAGGACCCUCAACAGACCGUUUUCAGCAUUUUGCUACAAUUAAACUCCUCUGGUUUUAGCCCUCGGGCAAUUUAGUACCUUUUUACAUAUGCACAUUAUGAACUUUUGACCAGGGUCUCGCAGCCAUAUAUUAGAGUGCUGCUCUUGAAAGCAGGCUUAACAAGUUCCUCUGAGUAUUGCAGUUGGAGUCAGUAGUGGAAAAGGUAAUUUAAGCAACUUGCAGUGAGGCCAUUCAGAAUCUCAGCGAUGAUCCUAAAUAUCUCUCUCGCUCACUCUCCUUUUAUUUUUUUCUUCCUUGUUUCCUCUGGAAGCUGGUAGCAAGAGCUUUCAAAGUCUGUGAUUGAUCUUUUAUUCAGUAGCUAACGAGGGCUGUGAUUCUAUUAGCGCGCUACAAGGCAAGAGAACAGUGAUUUAAUGAAGUGUCUAGUGAGCAGGCCAUAGAUUUAUCCUGUUGUCGCUAAUUUGCAGUGCCGGGGCGAGCAUGAAGGAAACCUGCACUCACACUGCUAUUAAGCAGGUAUUUCCUUAGUAAAUUGUUGUAAGGUCAGGUACAGUUAUCUGAGCAAAAGCAAUGCCUUACCUCUUCAGUGUCUGCAGAUGACAGCCGCCAUGCUGAGCGCUCACUGAAGUGGAACCGGGAGAUCAGAGGUCCGUCUGCAAGUCGCCCUUAGCGGAGGAAGGAGCAGAUGAACUGCCAAGUAGGAGUAAUAGAGUCAUAAUUGGUGAUUAGAACCGGAAAGGUGCAAUAACAUCUUAAUACAAACUGGCGUAUGUUAUAGUUACUGUCAGUUGUUGUAAACUCGCCCUGCCGCCUGGACUAGUUAUGUUUCCCUUGAUUAGCUCCGAGGAAGGAAGCAGCAGGCACGGGGACAACCACCCCGACGGCAGGGACGUGCAAAGCCUGACUGCUUCCCGGGCGGGGUCUUGCCUGGUCCCUGCUGUUCUCCUGGGUCUCCCACACUGGCCCCUAGGACCUUGCCAAGGUAACCUCACCCCACUGCCCCGGGAGGACUGCGUGUCCAUUACUGUCCUCUGAUCUCCUCUUCUCAGGCAUGGUGACAUUCAUGCACACUGAUUUCGAGGCUCAUUGAACUUUUGUUUUAUUUGCUUUUGCUAAGGUGAGGUAUCCGCCUUGUGUCAAAUCCAUAUCCUUCUGCAACUCUUUGCUCACAGUAACAGAUUCAGUCUUGCCGUGCCAGAAAGAAAACAUGAAAGAAAAUAAAUACACAGUGUGGGGGGAAUUAUACACUGGGGAUGGCGUUUUUUCAGCAUGUGUGGCGAUAGUUCAAGUGCAGCGUGCCUGGUUGGAGGUGCCCUUGCUGUGCGUGUCCACUGUGGCUCCCUGCGAAGAGGCGGUUGAAGGGUUCCUGGAUGAUGCUUAAUGAAACACCAGGCUGUGCAGAAGAACAACCCUCAACAGCCAAGGUGUCCUGCGGACAGUUACACAGAUGUGGGCAUAGUGGGCAUUCCCACGCCCAAGUCCCUAUCGCUCUCUAAACUCACAGGAGAAGCCAUCCAGCAUUGACCAGAUGUGCUGAUGAAUAUGGGACUGUCAUUCAUGUUGUCUUGAGAGGAUAAGAGUCACCAGGAUGCCUGGGAGAGGACAGGGAGAGGAGGUAAUGUGUAGGGAGGCAUCUUACCAUUCUGGCACGUAGUAGGUUCUCAGUUAAUGGUUUGGAGUUCUGUGGCUGCAGGAUCAUUGUCUGAAUGAAGCUUUGUCAUUGAUGUCUCACCCUGAAUUACAUGGGUAAUUCUCAAGCCUACUUUGCCCCAGUGCUGUGUGUUAGGUUAGUUAAGGUUUAUGAUCAAGGAAGGGGUUUAAAGGAGUGUUUUAUAACGUUGGCAGAUGUUCGUCUGAUUUAAAGGGUGAGUCCCACUUCCCGGUUUUCCAGGGUGAACUGUUGGGCCUCGGGACUGUCACUCAGGCUGGAAGAACUGUUUCCUCCUCACGGGGCUCUCUCUGUCCUGGAACAGGAAUCUCGACUUGUUGGUGUGGAUGCCAGAAGGGCGACACACCAGCGGUGGCCUGCUGCAGAGUUUGGGAGCUCAUCUGAGCGCACCAUAUCGUGGCAGCGGGUCCACCUGAGAGAGGCCCUAUCCGUCCCAUCACAGGGAGACGUGGUGUAAAUGCUCAUCGCUCAGCACGGUGGCCCAGGACAUCCAGUGGCAUAUCUGCUGAAGAUUUGGAAGAGGGACAGAGACAGACAUAAGUGGGACACUUACGAAGGAGAAGGGAGAGGAGAGGGCACUGGAGGGGGCAGGAGAUGGGCGCAGCCUGCUGAGUCCUGCUUGUGUCUCCUGUAGUCCUUGCUAAAAGUGGCUAGGUGGGAGCAACAGUGACAAAUGGCUGUCAUGUCCCUAGUGCUGACUGUGUCCACCUCUCAUUUAAUCUUCAUGCAGUUCCUCAGGGCCCCCGCCUUCUGAUGACACACUACCCCGUGGGGGCCAUGUCAGAGUCCAGCAGAACUCUGACCUAUGUCUGUCAGUCCUGCCUUUCAAUCUGUAAACACAGGAGCGCCCCUUGUUUGUGAUCUGCCCCUGUCCUCCUGUCCUUUCUGGAGAGGCCCAGCUUCUCAUCUCUGUGAGGGUCCCCAUUCUUUCUCCUCUUUGGAGACAUGGACUGUGCAAGUCUCCAUUCUGCUCUGCUCUCCAUUCCAACUCCUGUUGGACCCUCAAGGAAAAUCGGCAAGAGGAGGAGUGGAGUUGCAGAACUUCGUUUCUAAAGUGGGCGAGCAGUCCAGGUGAAGCACAAGGACCCACCAUCUCAUAGUUGAACAUGUUUAUGGGAACGUGUUUGCAUCUCCACCUGCACACCCUGUUAUGGUAAUAAGUGCCCACAUAAACGUGCCUUGGUGUGUAAAUCAGUGUUCUUCCCUUCAUUUUCCUGGUGAAUAAUACCCACCAUCAGAGGGCACUAACAGUGUGAUCAAUGUAUGUUUUUAAAGUGUUUAUUAUGUUUCGUGGAUUUUUUUUUUCCUUUCUGAAGAACUGAUCUUUCUAAUCGGAGUUGCAUUCAUAUGGACUUUUUUGGUUUUAAAUUAAUAGAAGCUCGGACACCAGGCACAAGAUGUCACAUAUUAUUGGAUUCCAUUUGUAUACAAAAUCCAGCCCAGGCUAG